Messenger RNA from Olea europaea var. sylvestris, 1295 nucleotides. RefSeq names its product wall-associated receptor kinase 5-like. Gene Ontology annotation, cellular component: plasma membrane. Gene Ontology annotation, molecular function: ATP binding; protein serine/threonine kinase activity. The record is from RefSeq and is a predicted model, not a curated record. NCBI's taxonomy places the organism in Eukaryota, Viridiplantae, Streptophyta, Magnoliopsida, Lamiales, Oleaceae. The transcript has a single exon. Gene Ontology annotation, biological process: cell surface receptor signaling pathway; protein phosphorylation.
AAUAACAGGAAUUGCUACAGGAGUUAGUGCUCUGCUGCUUGCUGGCUGUUGUUUAUGCCUCGAACUCAAUAGAAGAAAGUUGGUCACGAUGAAGCGAAAAUUCUUUCUUCAAAAUGGUGGGUUAUUGCUGCAAGAACAACUUAUUAGAAAAGAGAAGUCAACAGAUAUAGCAAAACUAUUCACAUCUGCAGAGCUAAAGAAGGCAACAAACAAUUUUCAUAACAGUAGGAUUAUUGGUCAAGGAGGAUUUGGAAUAGUGUACAAAGGCAUCUUAUCAGAUAAUCGAAUAGUUGCCAUCAAGAAAUCCAAACAAGUUGAUCCAAACCAAGUUGAGCAAUUUAUCAAUGAGGUGAUUAUUCUUUCCCAAAUCAACCACAAAAAUGUUGUUAGACUCCUUGGUUGUUGUUUAGAGUCACGAGUUCCUCUCCUAGUUUACGAGUUCAUCGACAAUGGUACUCUUUUUGAACACAUAAACAACAAAACAAAGGCACGCAUUCUUUCUUGGGACAAGCGCUUAACAAUAGCUGCAGAAGCUGCUGGAGUUCUUACAUAUUUGCACUCUGCGGCUUCUCCUCCAAUCAUACACAGAGACGUCAAAUCAGCAAACAUUCUCUUAGAUGCUAAUUUCACAGCAAAGGUCUCAGAUUUUGGGGCAUCAAGAUUGGUUCAUAUGGAUAAAACUCAAUUAUUUACUAUGGUGCAAGGAACCUUUCGAUACUUAGACCCUGAAUACUUUCAAACAAACCAAUUGACUUAGAAAAGUGAUGUUUAUAGCUUUGGAGUAGUUCUUGUGGAGUUACUAACAGGAAAGAAGGCAUUAAGUUAUGAUCGACCAGAGGAAGAGAGAAAUUUAGCCAUCUAUUUUCUUUUAAUGCUAAAACAAGGCAACUUAUUCCAAGUUCUUGAUGAUAACAUUGUACAUGAAGGAAACAGUGAACAAUUAAUAUCGGUUGCUAUGCUCACAAAAAGGUGUUUAUACGUUAGAGGAGAUGAUAGACCUAGUAUGAAGGAAGUAGCUAUGGAACUUGAAGGUCUAAGGCUAUCAGGAAAACACUCAUGGGCACAAACUGAUCCCAAUGCAGAAGAGAUGGAAUCUCUUGUCUCUGUGGAAUUGAAAACCUUUGUAAAUGGUGAGGGUAAUGGUACAAGUGCUGUAUAUGAUAGCAUGGGGGAUCAUAUUGUUCUACCAGUGGGUAGUGGCAGAUGAUCAAAAGGCAAUUAUGGCAUUUUAGCAUAUCCAGCAAGAGACAGAAUCUAUUAAUGGAGGUGGUUUACAGUAAACUUUGUGAUUCAAU